GAUACAGGAGACUACCAAUCAAAACUGUGAUAUAUAUUUUGUAAUUUAUUUUUUAAUGUUAAGUUCCAUUUGAGCCAAUUCUCGGGUUUUACUUCAGUUCUUCUUUUUUUGUGUGAAAAAACGGGAAAAUUAUGUUGCAGGGAUGGAGACUAACAGUUUCAAAAAUGUUCCUGAUACCCCAGCGGUACAUCCUAGGCAUCAUGGGCUUCCUUGCCGUUGUAAACGCAUACACUAUGAGGGUCUCUCUUUCCAUAGCCAUAACAGAGAUGGUGGCAUCUUCAAAUGAGACAGACUCAGUGGAUGUGGAUGCUUGUCCGGCGGACAACUCGAGCAGCUCCUCUGGAUCAGUAACGGACUCCAACAUCCUGUAUGACUGGGACGAGACAACUCAGGGAUUAAUACUUAGUUCAUUCUACUGGGGUUACGUUAUAACUCAUUUACCUGGGGGUAUUUUGGCCGAAAAAUUUGGAGGUAAAUACUCCCUAGGCUUGGGGAUCCUCUCCACAGCAAUUUUCACCCUCGUCACCCCCUGGGUCAUUUACAGCACCGACGGUGACUGGAGGAUCCUGGUACUCCUCAGGGUACUGGAAGGAUUAGGAGAGGGAACUACUUACCCUGCAUUGAAUGCGAUGCUAGCCAAAUGGGUGCCGCUAGGAGAGAGGGCCAAAAUCGGUACCUUGGUGUACGCCGGUGGACAAAUUGGUACCAUCGUCAGUAACAGUAUUAGCGGAGCUUUGAUCACCGCUACGAAAGACUGGGCUUCUGUGUUCUACCUAUUCGGAGGACUUGGAAUGCUGUGGUUCGUUAUUUGGGCCCUGAUUUGUUACUCAGAUCCAGAAAGUCAUCCUUUCAUUAGCGACAAGGAAAAGAUCUACCUUAGAAAAGAAUUAGAGAACGUCUCCAGUGAGAAAAAAACGAUUCCAUGGCGCCCAAUCCUGACUUCCGUACCCCUCUGGGCCCUGAUAGCAGCCCAGAUCGGCCACGACUGGGGUUUCUUCACCAUGGUGACAGAUCUACCGAAAUACAUGAGCGACGUAUUAAAGUUUAACGUCAAGGAAAAUGGUUUAUGGUCUUCAGUUCCCUACAUAGUGAUGUGGCUGGUUUCUAUGAGCUCCGGAUGGUUGUGCGACUGGUUGAUCAACAAAGGGUACAUGGGCAUAACUUUCGCGAGAAAGUUCUUCACCACCAUUGCUUCUCUCGGACCUGCUAUAUUCAUUAUGGUGGCUUCCUACUCCGGAUGCGACAAAUACCUCACGGUGGGAAUGUUCACCGUCGCCAUGGGCUUUAUGGGCACAUUUUACUGCGGUAUGAAGGUCAACGCUUUGGAUUUAUCCCCCAACUACGCUGGUACCUUGAUGGCACUGGUCAAUGGAAUUGGCGCAAUCACUGGUAUCAUCACUCCUUAUCUGGUUGGUGCCUUAACAGAAAAUCACACUUUGAGCGAAUGGAGGAUAGUGUUUUGGAUCUCCUUCGGAGUUUUCAACGUGACGAAUCUGAUCUACUGCUUCUUCGGCAGUGCUGAAGAGCAGUGGUGGAACAACCCUAACGCGCUCAAGGACCAAAAAUUAGAAUUAGAAAACGGCGGAAAGGAGAAGUUGAAGGCUGAGAAGAGUUGAAGACUAAUAGUGCGUUUCAGAAUAAUAUUUUCCGUAUGUACGAAAGGACUUAAAUAUCGGAUACUAGUAAGAUAUGACAAUAGUGCCAUUACUGUAAAGUUUUUUAUGUGUAAGACAAUUGGACGGUACUAGUAUUUAGGUAUAUAUAUUUUUUGUAGGGAAAUUCGGGAUGAAUUUCUGUUGCUACCCUGUUUUCCAUUGAAAAUAAUAUGAAUUGUUAACUAAAUUAAUAAUUAUUAUUGUAAUUAGUGUAAUUAAGUAUAGUUUCUUAGUGGGACAUUUUUAUUAAAUUCUAAAAUUUGUUUUUUAACUAAUUACUAAAACCCAUCGUUUUGUUUUUUUUUUACUUUUCUAAGUACUUUGAGAUGUGCAGAAUACCCAGUAAAAUGAGUAAUUAUUCUAUUGUUGUUAAAUUAUUUAUUAGUACUAAACCCAUUGAA
This is a messenger RNA of Anoplophora glabripennis (Asian longhorned beetle), 2056 nucleotides long. Its product is annotated as putative inorganic phosphate cotransporter. The record is from RefSeq and is a predicted model, not a curated record. Gene Ontology annotation, biological process: transmembrane transport; monoatomic anion transport. Bases 132 to 1616 code for a protein of 494 amino acids. Gene Ontology annotation, molecular function: transmembrane transporter activity. The transcript has 8 exons. Lineage: Eukaryota; Metazoa; Arthropoda; Insecta; Coleoptera; Cerambycidae.